ACGCCAGCCAGUAAAUUCGCUGCGAGUCACGUCAGGGACUUCGCUACGUUGGUUUAUAGCCAAAUUCCAAUCCCAAUCUCAAUCUCAAUCCCUGUCCCUAUUCCUAUUCCUAUGGAGACUACACUACUAUAGUUUGCUCUAGAUCGAUCUUCUAUCCAGGGCGGGGUGGGCAGAGCCAUGGAGAUUUCCCAAGGCCAUCAGCAAUCCCAUGAAAAUAGAUUUGCACUUCCGGUGGACUCCGAACACAAGGCCACCGAAUUCCGGCUAUUUUCAGCGGCUGCACCUCAUAUGCGGGCUUUUCACCUUUCUUGGCUUUCCUUCUUCGCCUGCUUCGUCUCCUCUUUCGCCGCCCCACCCCUGCUCCCAAUCAUCAGGGACGAUCUCGAUCUCACUGCCACCGAUAUUGCCAACGCCGGAGUCGCCGCCGUUUCCGGUGCAGUCUUCGCUCGGAUUGCCAUGGGCACCGCCUGUGAUUUGUUCGGCCCACGCCUUGCUUCCUCUGCUCUAUCUUUACUCACUGCACCCGCCGUUUACUGCACUUCUAUUGCCAAUUCCCCUGCCUCCUUCCUCCUCGUCCGCUUUUUCACAGGCUUCUCCCUCGCUACAUUUGUGUCCACCCAAUUCUGGGUCACCUCCUUGUUCUCCUCCCGAGUUGUUGGCACAGCUAAUGGCCUCGCCGGUGGCUGGGGCAACCUAGGCGGUGGUGCAACGCAGCUCAUCAUGCCUCUCGUCUUUGACCUCAUCCUCCGCAUUGAUGCUGCCGCUGUCAAAUUUACAGCCUGGAGGAUUGCCUUUUUCAUUCCGGCCCUCUUUCAGACUCUGACUGCAUAUGCCGUCUUCUUUCUCGGGCAAGAUUUGCCGGACGGCAACUACUCACAGCUCCACAAGUCAGGGGACAAGUACCGGGACAAUUUCGCGCAGAUUUUCCAUCACGGCGUGGUCAAUUAUAGAGGUUGGGUCCUGGCAUUGACUUAUGGGUAUUGCUUCGGGGUCGAGCUCACAAUAGACAAUAUCAUCGCACAGUACUUCUAUGAUAGGUUCGAUGUGAAGCUUCACACAGCGGGGAUGAUUGCAGCUAGCUUUGGAUUGGCAAACAUAUUCUCAAGGCCUGCGGGAGGGGUGUUGUCUGAUUUUGUGGCCAAAAGGUACGGAAUGAGAGGAAGGCUGUGGGCACUUUGGAUUGUCCAGAGCCUGGGGGGAGUCUUCUGCAUCCUGCUGGGGAAAGUUGGGUCCUUGAGCGCCUCGGUUGCUGUGAUGAUCGUGUUCUCCAUCUUUGUGCAAGCUGCUUGUGGCCUUACCUUUGGCAUCGUCCCUUUUGUUUCGCGAAGGUCUCUUGGGAUUAUAAAUGGGAUGACCGGUGGCGGUGGGAGUGUGGGGGCCGUCGUUACACAAUUGGUUUUCUUCAAGGGAUCGAAAUACUCAACAGAGACAGGAUUGACCUUAAUGGGGGUGAUGAUCCUAUGCUGCACCCUGGCAAUUGCUUCGAUUUAUUUUCCACAGUGGGGUGGGAUGUUGUGCGGGCCUUCGUCCAGAGGUGUCACAGAAGAAGAUUAUUACACCUCCGAAUGGACUUCCAAAGAAAUAGACAAGGGUUUCCACAGGGGUAGCCUCAAAUUCUCGGAAAACUGCACAAUGGAAAGAGGAGCCAGCAGGGUUAAUAAUGGAUCAUCAUCAUCAUCGGCCACCAAAGGGAUCAUUCGCAGUCCCAGUACACAUGUCUGAAUCAUCAUCAUCGUCAUCGUCCACAUCCUCCCAACCUCCUUUGAUUUGUGUAGCUAAUUAUUAAUACUUCACCAAUUAAUUAAUUGCAUGUAGAUGUAGUAUAUGAUGAUAAAUAGCGUUGUGGGAAUAACAUAAAGGAAGGCUGUGUAAAGUUGCAGCAGAUC
This is a messenger RNA of Andrographis paniculata, 1886 nucleotides long. RefSeq names its product high affinity nitrate transporter 2.5. Gene Ontology annotation, biological process: transmembrane transport. Gene Ontology annotation, molecular function: nitrate transmembrane transporter activity. Lineage: Eukaryota; Viridiplantae; Streptophyta; Magnoliopsida; Lamiales; Acanthaceae. The transcript has 2 exons. The coding region runs from base 178 to 1722 and encodes 514 amino acids. The record is from RefSeq and is a predicted model, not a curated record.